GUCAUAUCACAUGGCCCCUUCGCAACAGACAGUAAACAAACCAUCUGGUAUUGUUGCCACGACGACAACGCUGAAGACAGACUCGUGUUAUUGAAACACGUUUUCUGAUUGUAACAAAACGAAACGCGUUAAUACGCGAUGUCCGUUCGCUCCGUGUUUGAUGACGCACCGUUCGCGUCAAGCGCGGUGAAGUUUGCAGAGGAUUUCAAGCGUGACACGCACCCUGAUAAAGUUAAUCUUGGAGGAAGGGAGUAUGUUGGAGACCAAGGAAAAACCACAUGGCUUCCUUUAAUACAAAAAAUAAAGGAGCAGAUAAUCACAGACCCCACUCUUAUCCCGGAGUACCAACCCAUCCUUGGUAUCCCAGAAUUUAACAGGAAGGCAACAGAACUUGCACUGGGAAGGGAUAGCCCUGCUAUAUUGCAAAGCAAGGUGUUCGGUGUCCAAACAUUAGGACGUACGGGGGCUGUUCGUCUCGGUGCCGAGUUACUCAGAUCCUGGUUCUGUUCCGGUUCUUCCUGGAGUGGACCGGUCCUCCUCUCAUCUCCCUGUGAUGAAUCACUGGCAGACACCUUUAAGGCAGCAGGGAUUCAGGAUGUAAGAUACUACCGGUACUGGGAUGCUGAAUCCAGCCGAGUGUGCGUUGAAAACAUGCUGCAUGAUUUGGAGAAUGCUCCAGAACAUAGCGUGGUGGUCCUGUUCGCUUCAGGGCAUCGUCCCACAGGGGCCGACCUCUGUCAGGAGGAGUGGAAACGUGUGACUGAGAUCAUGGUGAGGCGUCAGAUGUUUCCAUUCUGGCUGAUGCCCGCUCAGGGUUUGUGCAGUGGUUCUUUGGAUCGGGAUGCCUGGCCUGUUCGGCACUGUGUGUCUUUGGGACUAGAACUGCUUUGCGCUCAGUCCUUUUCCCACACCUUUGGCCUCUACGGUGAAAGGGUCGGACAUCUUUUUUGUGUGCUAAAGGAGAAUCUGUUGGCUGUAGAAUCUCAGGCUGAGAGACUUGUUCAGACACUUUGGUCCUGCCCCCCAAUGGACGGGGCGAGGGUGGUUGCCACUGUGCUUAGCAACCCUGCCCAUCUUGCUGAGUGGGAAAACAGUUUGAAAGUCAAAGCUGAACGGUGCAUGCUAAUGCGUGAACGUUUGCGUGAGAGACUGAGACUUUUGGCUACUCCUGGGUGCUGGGACAAUAUAAUAAAGUCUGGUGGGCUUUAUUGCUGCCUCGGGCUCACUGCUCAACAGGUUGACUUUCUGUCUCAGAGGAAACAUGUCUACUUGUUACCCAAGGGCUGUCUGAAUGUUAGUGCCAUAAACAGCCGUAACCUUGACUAUGUGGCAGAAUCUAUUCACCAAGCUUUGACCUCUCAACUCUGACCAUCGUACAAAUUAAAGAAGAUGGGUUGAUCUUUACAGUCACCUUUGCUGUCUCUUCCACUUUUUAUUAUUUGCACUUGAAAAUAAA
This is a messenger RNA of Paramisgurnus dabryanus, 1456 nucleotides long. RefSeq names its product glutamic-oxaloacetic transaminase 1 like 1 (gene got1l1). The record is from RefSeq and is a predicted model, not a curated record. Gene Ontology annotation, cellular component: cytosol. Lineage: Eukaryota; Metazoa; Chordata; Actinopteri; Cypriniformes; Cobitidae. Gene Ontology annotation, molecular function: L-aspartate:2-oxoglutarate transaminase activity; pyridoxal phosphate binding. Gene Ontology annotation, biological process: L-aspartate biosynthetic process.